GAUGGGUCCAAAGACUCCACUUACUUCUAGUUGUGAAGCGAUGGUGAUUGAAGUAAAAAUGCCCGGAGACCGCAUGCCAGGCAUUUGUACAGAUAUAACAGAAGACGCUGUUGAUAUCCGCAGUCCUAAGUAUAGAUUGCAUGUGCCUUUUCCACAUAAUGUGCACAAACAAAUGUCAAAGGCUACCUGGAAUUCUUCUACCAAUAUACUUACAAUAACUGUAUUUCUAAAACGCGAAUAUGAUGAUAUCAAUUUUUGAUAUAUAGCGAU
Messenger RNA from Diuraphis noxia (Russian wheat aphid), 270 nucleotides. It is a transcript of the gene Dnaaf6, whose product is annotated as Dynein axonemal assembly factor 6. Gene Ontology annotation, biological process: axonemal dynein complex assembly. The record is from RefSeq and is a predicted model, not a curated record. Gene Ontology annotation, cellular component: cytoplasm. NCBI's taxonomy places the organism in Eukaryota, Metazoa, Arthropoda, Insecta, Hemiptera, Aphididae. Gene Ontology annotation, molecular function: dynein intermediate chain binding; protein-folding chaperone binding.